Molecule: messenger RNA, 282 nt
Organism: Rotaria socialis
Lineage: Eukaryota; Metazoa; Rotifera; Eurotatoria; Philodinida; Philodinidae
Source: the annotation of a GenBank genome assembly
AUGUUAGACAAUGAAGCACUUGUUGAUAUCGAUUCAAAAUUAUUUAAUCAACGAUUUCCUCAUAAUAUGAGUGUUAAAUUCAAUUAUCCCUUGAAUUUAUGUAAUGAUUGGAAAGUCAAACAUUUUCGUGUAUUUGUUUUAUCAAUCGGUCUUCCAUGCAUUUUAUCACAUUUACCUUCACUUAUCGCAUCACAUUUUGCUUUAUAUUUGAUGUUUAUUAAAUUAUUGCAUUGUCCCAAAUCAACCGAUGAAAUUAAAUUGGCUGAUAAGAUCGUACAUUAA